GGCGAGGGGAGGAAAGGGAAAGGGGCAGGAGGAGGAAGGAAAGCUGUUGCAAUUCUCCGCUGAUAACAUUUUCUGACCACAGCGUCCCGUCCCGCGCCCCUCUGCCGCGUACAGCUGGAGAGCGGGGCAGUCGCGGGGCUUGGGGACCGCUAGCCGCUCGCGCCCUGGAGCCUUUGUGCACGGGCCCCUGCGCCCCGGGCGCAGCCCCCGCUUUGUGUGGCGCGCGCGGGUGCCCCGCCGCGGCCCGGCUUCCUGCAGCUUUGUUCCCCCGAGCCUGGCCGCCCAGGGUCCACACUCCAGAUGCUCGGGCUGCGGAGCCCGGAGUGCCUCGUGGGGUGUCUUCACUCCCACUUCGUCCCCCCACCCCCAGCACGAGCACCCCGAGCCUGCACGCUGUCGCCUUCGCGUCCGAGGGGCCGCCGGCUCACACCCCACCCAUUGUAUUUUUAUCCUUGGCUCGCCCCUCGGAUGGCCUCUGUUCCCAGGAGGAAAAAGAGACAUGUUUUGCGAUUGAGCCGUUGCCGAACGUGGUGGAGCUGUGGCAGGCAGAAGAAGGGGAACUCCUGCUGCCCACUCAGGGUGAUUCUGAAGAGGGUCUGGAGGAGCCUUCUCAAGAACAGAGCUUCUCGGACAAACUAUUUAGUGGAAAAGGCUUACAUUUUCAGCCAUCGGUUUUAGAUUUUGGAAUACAGUUCCUGGGACAUCCUGUAGCAAAGAUUCUCCAUGCUUACAACCCUAGUAGGGACAGCGAGGUUGUGGUGAAUUCAGUGUUUGCAGCUGCUGGACAUUUCCAUGUACUGCCAGUUCCCUGCAGGGUAAUUCCAGCAAUGGGGAAAACUUCCUUCAGAAUUAUUUUUUUACCUACUGAAGAAGGAAGCACUGAAAGUUCCUUAUUUAUUAAUACCUCUUCGUAUGGAGUCCUUUCCUAUCAUGUAUCUGGAAUUGGCACUCGUAGAAUCUCUACAGAAGGGUCUGCAAAGCAGCUACCAAAUGCUUAUUUUCUGCUUCCAAAGGUCCAGAGCAUUCAGCUCUCUCAAAUGCAGGCAGAAACCACUAAUACUAGCCUCUUGCAGGUGCAACUGGAAUGCAGUUUACAUAAUAAAGCGUGUCAGCAAUUAAAGGGUUGUUAUCUGGAAUCUGAUGAUGUUUUGCGUCUACAAAUGAGCAUAAUGGUAACAAUGGAAAACUUUUCGAAAGAAUUUGAAGAAAACACACAAGAUUUGUUAGAUCAUCUCUCUAUUGUUUACGUAGCUACAGAUGAAUCUGAGACCUCAGAUGAUUCAGCAGUAAAUAUGUAUAUAUUACAUUCAGGAAACAGCCUUAUAUGGAUACAGGAUAUACGCCAUUUCUCACAGAGAGAUGCUCUGUCUCUGCAGUUUGAACCAGUACGACUACCUACUUCUACAACAAACUUUACAAAAAUUGCUUCUUUUACCUGCAGAGCAGCUACAUCAUGUGACAGUGGAAUUAUAGAAGAUGUGAAGAAAACAACACACACUCCAACACUAAAAGCAUGCCUCUUCUCUUCUGUGGCUCAGGGGUAUUUUAGAAUGGACUCUUCUGCAACCCAGUUUCACAUAGAGACUCAUGAGAACACAUCAGGACUUUGGUCAAUAUGGUACCGCAACAAUUUUGACCGUAGUGUUGUAUUAAAUGAUGUGUUUCUUUCCAAGGAGACCAAGCACAUGUUAAAGAUUCUGAAUUUCACUGGCCCUUUAUUUCUACCUCCAGGCUGUUGGAAUAUAUUUUCUUUGAAACUUGCUGUUAAAGACAUUGCCAUAAAUCUAUUCACCAAUGUAUUUUUGACUACAAACAUAGGUGCCAUUUUUGCAAUACCUCUACAGAUUUAUUCAGCACCAACCAAGGAAGGGAGUCUGGGUUUUGAAGUGAUAGCACAUUGUGGCAUGCAUUAUUUCAUGGGAAAGUCAAAAGCAGGAAAUCCUAAUUGGAAUGGGAGCCUUUCUCUGGAUCAAUCUACCUGGAAUGUGGAUUCUGAACUUGCAAAUAAAUUGUAUGAAAGGUGGAAGAAAUAUAAAAAUGGUGAUGUCUGCAAGAGGAAUGUUUUGGGAACAACUCGAUUUGCUCACUUGAAGAAAUCCAAGGAGUCAGAGUCCUUUGUUUUCUUUUUGCCUCGUUUGAUCGCAGAGCCUGGCCUCGUGUUAAACUUCAGCGCAACUGCCCUUAGGAGCAGGAUGGUCAAGUACUUUGUGGUGCAGAACCCGUCCUCUUGGCCGGUCUCUUUGCAGCUCCUGCCUCUCUCCUUGUACCCUAAACCCGAAGCCCUAGUGCACCUGCUCCACAGAUGGUUUGGCACUGAUAUGCAGAUGAUUAAUUUCACAACUGGUGAAUUCCAGCUCACCGAAACUUGCCCUCACCUGGGUAUGCAUUCUGAGGAAUCCAGGUUUGGCAUCCUCCACUUACAUCUGCAGCCUUUGGAAAUGAAAAGGGUUGGCGUAGUUUUCACACCCGCUGACUAUGGAAAAGUUACCUCACUCAUACUAAUCCGGAAUAACUUGACUGUUAUUGACAUGAUCGGCGUGGAAGGAUUUGGAGCAAGAGAGUUAUUAAAAGUGGGUGGAAGACUUCCUGGUGCAGGAGGCUCACUCCGAUUUAAGGUGCCCGAGUCCACGCUGAUGGACUGCCGUAGACAACUGAAAGACAGUAAGCAAAUUUUAUCUAUUACAAAAAACUUUAAAGUUGAGAAUAUUGGACCUCUUCCUAUAACUGUUUCGUCUCUGAAAAUUAAUGGGUAUAACUGCCAAGGUUAUGGAUUCGAGGUGCUGGAUUGUCAUCAGUUUUCCCUGGACCCAAACACAUCCCGCGAUAUCAGCAUUGUGUUCACUCCAGACUUUACCUCCUCCUGGGUAAUUCGGGACCUAAGUCUUGUAACCGCAGCGGACCUAGAAUUUCGCUUCACUCUCAAUGUGACUCUCCCUCAUCACCUGUUGCCCUUGUGUGCAGACGUGGUUCCAGGACCCAGCUGGGAGGAGUCAUUUUGGAGGCUCACGGUCUUCUUUGUCAGUUUGUCCCUGUUGGGUGUGAUUUUAAUAGCCUUCCAACAAGCACAGUACAUUCUCAUGGAAUUCAUGAAAACAAGACAGAGGCAAAAUGCUAGCUCCUCUUCACAGCAAAACAAUGGUCCUAUGGAUGUAAUCAGCCCCCAUUCUUACAAAAGCAAUUGCAAGAACUUUCUCGAUACAUAUGGCCCCUCUGAUAAAGGCAGGGGGAAGAACUGCCUUCCAGUGAACACUCCCCAAAGCAGGAUCCAGAAUGCUGCAAAGAGGAGCCCAGCCACCUAUGGUCAUUCUCAGAAGAAGCACAAAUGCUCAGUGUAUUACAGUAAACACAAAACCAGCACAGCUGCGGCCAGCAGCACCAGCACGACUACUGAGGAAAAACAGACUUCACCCCUGGGCAGCUCACUGCCUGCUGCUAAAGAGGACAUUUGCACUGAUGCCAUGGGUGAGAACUGGAUCAGCCUCAAAUAUGCAAGUGGCAUAAAUGUCAACCUGCAGAAGAAUUUAACCCUUCCCAAAAACUUACUGAAUAAAGAAGAAAACACACUGAAAAACACAAUUGUUUUCAAUAAUCCUUCUUCAGAAUGUAAUAUGAAGGAGGGAAUACAGACAUGUAUGUUUCCUAAGGAAACUGACAUUAAAACUUCAGAGAACACAGCCGAGUUCAAGGAACGGGAGCUCUGUCCACUGAAGACCUCCAAGAAACUACCUGAAAACCAUUUACCAAGAAACUCACCUCAGUACCACCAGCCAGACUUGCCAGAAAUUUCCAGGAAAAACAAUGGGAAUAACCAGCAAGUACCUGUCAAGAAUGAAGUAGAUCAUUGUGAAACUUUGAAGAAGGUGGACACAAAGCCUUCUUCAGAAAAGAAGAUUCACAAAACAUCUAGAGAAGACAUGUUUUCUGAGAAACAGGACAUACCUUUCGUAGAGCAAGAAGAUCCUUAUAGGAAGAAAAAGCUUCAGGAGAAAAGAGAAGGAAAUUUACAAAAUUUAAAUUGGAGUAAAAAUCGAACAUGUAGAAAGAACAAGAAAAGGGGUGUUGUUCCAGUCUCAAGGCCUCCUGAACAGAGUGAUCUAAAGCUUGUGUGCAGUGACUUUGAGAGGUCUGAGCUGAGCAGUGACAUCAAUGUAAGAAGCUGGUGUAUACAGGAAAGCACUAGGGAGGUUUGUAAAGCAGAUGCCGAAAUUGCAAGCAGUUUACCUGCUGCCCAGAGAGAGGCAGAAGGUUACUACCAGAAGCCUGAGAAGAAAUGUGUGGACAAGUUCUGCUCCGAUUCCAGCUCUGACUGUGGGAGCUCCUCUGGCAGCGUGCGUGCCAGCCGGGGCAGCUGGGGGAGCUGGAGCAGCACCAGCAGCUCCGACGGGGAUAAGAAGCCCAUGGUGGACGCCCAGCACUUCCUGCUGGCCGGAGACAGUGUUUCACAAAAUGAUUUUCCUUCUGAAGCUCCCAUCUCCUUGAAUCUUUCUCAUAACAUCUGCAAUCCCAUGACUGUGAAUAGUCUCCCACAAUACGCAGAGCCUUCCUGUCCCAGCCUUCCUGCCGGGCCCACAGGUGUUGAAGAAGAUAAAGGUCUUUACUCACCUGGAGACCUGUGGCCCACUCCGCCAGUGUGUGUGACAAGCAGCUUAAACUGCACCCUGGAGAACGGCAUGCCUUGUGUGAUUCAGGAGUCGGCCCCGGUUCAUAAUAGUUUCAUUGAUUGGAGUGCAACAUGCGAAGGCCAGUUUUCCAGCGCAUACUGUCCAUUGGAAUUGAAUGAUUACAAUGCCUUUCCAGAAGAAAACAUGAACUAUGCCAAUGGCUUCCCCUGUCCUGCAGAUGCUCAGACAGACUUUAUUGAUCACAACUCUCAGUCUACCUGGAACACCCCACCCAACAUGCCUGCUGCCUGGGGACAUGCCAGUUUCAUCAGCUCUCCGCCCUACCUCACAAGCACCCGAAGCUUGUCUCCAAUGUCUGGACUUUUUGGUUCCAUCUGGGCCCCGCAAAGCGAUGUGUAUGAAAAUUGCUGCCCCAUCAACCCCACCACGGAACAUUCGACCCACAUGGAAAACCAAGCGGUCGUGUGCAAGGAAUACUACCCGGGGUUCAACCCGUUUCGCGCCUAUAUGAACCUGGACAUAUGGACUACCACAGCGAAUAGGAAUGCAAAUUUCCCACUGUCUAGAGACUCGAGUUACUGUGGGAAUGUGUGAAAAUAAUUGGAUUUUUAAACAAUGUGAAUAAAGAGGCUUGUGUUUUGAUUACUAGUGUAAACUGGUUAUUGAGAUAGAUUAUGACAUUGGUGGAUAUUUUGGCACUUUUAUAUGAAAAUAAAUUUUUUAAUGAAA
Messenger RNA from Gorilla gorilla gorilla (western lowland gorilla), 5351 nucleotides. RefSeq names its product transmembrane 131 like (gene TMEM131L). Lineage: Eukaryota; Metazoa; Chordata; Mammalia; Primates; Hominidae. Gene Ontology annotation, biological process: negative regulation of canonical Wnt signaling pathway. The record is from RefSeq and is a predicted model, not a curated record. Bases 828 to 5216 code for a protein of 1462 amino acids. Gene Ontology annotation, cellular component: plasma membrane. The transcript is spliced from 35 exons.